UAAAAAAAUAUGGUAAACUGCUGAAUUUUGGCGAUGAAGUAGUUAAUCAUCAAUUCUUUAGGGGGCUAUCUCCAGACAAUCAACUUGAAGUGGAACGAAUUGGGGCUGAAAAAACUGUAAGUGAAUUAGUUAAAAAUUUAGAAAAAGUUGAAAAACGAAAAUCUGAAAUGAGAUUGGGCCUAUCCAAGAGAACAGGAGAUACUGACCAUCAAGCUCAAAUACAGCCUACAUCAGCAGGAUCAAAUAAGCCAAGUCAUUCUGGAUUUUCACCAGAAGAUGUGGAUAGAAUGAUCAAAAGUGCUACUGAAAAAAUUACGCGAAAUUUUCAGAUACAGAUUCAGGAAUUACAAGCAAAAAUUCCAAAAGUUCCGUAUCAAAAUAAUGAUUUGCGAAUAGCCCGAGAAUCUGCAAGAAAUACUACCAAUGAAAUUCUUAAUAAGUUUGCAACUUCAAGUGACGAAUCGAUAAAAGAUUAUCCUGCUAUCCCAGAUUUUAUUAAUUUUAGAGAUGAAAGCGGACAAAGUAUUUUUCAACAAGUUGGAGGUUCUUUGAGGAAGCAGGAUCAAUAUAUAAAGCCAAGCUCCGACACUGAGAAAAUGGUAUCUAGAAUUGUUGAACGGAUUGAACAACAGAAGCUUGAUAAGGAAAUUGAGGGUCUCAUCUCUAAAAUUAAUAAUUUUCGUAUCAAUGAUCCUGAUUCUAUGGAUACUUCUAAUUUGAUACGUGGUAAAAAGGAAUUGCAAACCAAGGGGUCAUCAAUUGAUACUGCGAGUUUGAGAAAAAUUAUUCAUGAAUUAAUUAUAGAGGAAUUGACUCGUUUGGGAUUAACUAAGAAAACUACAAGCAAAGAAAUUCAGAAGUUUAGUGAAGCUUAUUCUGAUGAUUCUAUGGAUAUUGAUCUUUUGCGCCUAGAUAAUAAAAAAGAUUUAGCAUCCGUUGAAGGUGUAGUAGAGGGAAAAUUAAAACUCCCAAUUCUUAUAGAUUCAUGUUGCAAUAAGUCUGUUAUGCCUGAAGAGAUUUAUAAAGAACUUGGAUUAAUACUUGAUACAAAUAAAAUUUGCAAACUUUUUGGAGCAUCAACUAACACUAAAUCAUUAGGUACAGUUAAAAACGUCAAAAUAACUUUGGCACCAGGAUGUACUAUAACAGAUGAUUUUGCUGUAAUUGCAAACUAUCCAUAUCAUGAGCUUAUUUUGAACCGACCUCGUCUUAGAGAAUAUAAUUAUGAUUUACUUGAAUCUAGAAAGCAUAUGGCCAUUACUUGUGAUGGAAAAGAUUUCUUUAUCCCUAUAAUUCCAGCAAGAGAUGAGCACAAAAAAACGAAUUCACCAGUUUUGGAAGCAUUAAAUCAUUAG
Molecule: messenger RNA, 1355 nt
Organism: Entrophospora candida
Lineage: Eukaryota; Fungi; Glomeromycota; Glomeromycetes; Entrophosporales; Entrophosporaceae
Source: the annotation of a GenBank genome assembly